UUUUUUAAUCGUUUUUUUUUUUGCUAAAAAUUACUUGUUUCUGAUUGUGAUGGUAUACAUUUUUUUGCUGUAAAUUAAAGUUGGCGGUGCAAGUGGGUGGUAAAUGUGAAAGUGUAUAUAUUUUUAAAAGAUUAUUUUUCUAAAAUCAUUGGACUGCCCCUAAUUUGCACCAAACAUUUUUUAUACCAUUACAAUCAAUGGAAGAAGGAGGAGCAAGCCCACUUUUUCUUUUUUUAGCUGAGCGGGCCUUAUUCUUUACUUAUUUUCAAACAAUUUUAGUUGUCAAACGAACUCGUUUACACAGUUUUAGCAAUUGUUUUCCCAAAUUACACAAGUGCUGGAAAUGUCCACUGGAAUAUUAGAUUAGGUACUAAAAUUUAGGUCAACUCGCCUUAACAAAGAAAUCGUUUAGAAAAAAAAACUAUUAAACAUCUGGCAGCCCGAGAUGCACCCAAGUCUGGCAGCGCCCAUCGCAUUGCACACAGCACAACCGAAUAUCGAUUUCGAAGAUUCGAAUUCAACAAGAGCGACACAAGCAUCAACUGUCAAGCGCACCGAGAGAGAGCGCCCAAUCAGGAAAAGAACAAAUGUGCAAACAAGCGCCGCGCCGCAACGCGUGAGAGAGCACCCAACACAAGGAGCAGUCGCAUUCGCAGUAGCAGAGUUGAAAAAGUUUGCGGGCGGGUUACACAUUAAAAAGUCGAGUGCUCGAAGAAAUUUGUGAAUUACUCCAGCAAAACGAAUUGUAUUAAUUGGAAUUUAUCAAUAAAAAUUGGUAAAAAGUGCAAGUGCAUAGUGGUAAUUGAAGAAAACGUUGCUAGUGCUGUGAUAAUUGAUUUAAUGAAAUGUCCAUGAAACGACCCAACGAUAUUUGAAUAUAUACACACGUAUGUACAGAAGUUUGUAUGUAAGCGAUUAGAGAAGAGAGUAACGCACUGUAACAAAAGAAAGUAAAGAAUAAAGAGUGCAGCGAAUUUGUGUAUAUUUUAAACGAAAAAUAUAAAGAAAAUUUAAACGAGUAGCAAAACAAGAAACAACUAAAAGUUACAAAAAAAACACCACAAAAUAAGCAUUCGAACGCAUAAUAAACGCCACAGAUCUACAAAUUACAAAAAAAAAAAAAAAACUGCAUUAGCAGCAGCAGAAACUCAACAACAAAAACAGCAAACAUUUAUAACAACUUGUGUUCAACAGCAAGCGCUUUUUAUUAGUAAUUGCAUUGCAAUAGAUUUGCUUUUGAGGAAGAAGCAAAACACUUUGGUUAUUUUUCACUGUCAAGCACAAAAGUACGAACCACUUAAAACAUCAUGGGUUGCACCACAUCGGCCGAGGAACGUGCUGCCAUUCAGCGCUCAAAACAAAUCGAGAAAAACCUAAAGGAGGAUGGCAUACAGGCUGCGAAAGAUAUUAAACUUUUACUACUGGAAUGAUGCAAAAAUGGUAUUUGAUGUUUGCCAACGCAUGCACGACACGGAACCUUUCUCAGAGGAGCUUUUGGCUGCCAUGAAACGAUUGUGGCAGGAUGCUGGUGUUCAAGAGUGCUUCUCACGUAGCAACGAAUAUCAAUUGAAUGAUUCCGCUAAAUAUUUCCUCGAUGAUUUGGAUCGGUUAGGCGCCAAGGAUUAUCAACCAACCGAACAGGACAUUCUACGCACUCGUGUCAAGACGACCGGUAUUGUUGAAGUGCACUUUUCCUUCAAAAAUCUCAAUUUCAAACUAUUCGAUGUUGGUGGUCAGCGGUCGGAGCGAAAGAAAUGGAUACAUUGCUUUGAAGAUGUGACUGCGAUUAUUUUCUGCGUUGCCAUGUCUGAGUACGAUCAAGUCUUGCAUGAGGAUGAAACUACGAACCGAAUGCAAGAAUCUUUGAAGUUAUUCGAUUCCAUUUGCAAUAAUAAAUGGUUCACGGACACCUCCAUUAUUUUAUUUUUAAAUAAAAAGGAUUUGUUUGAGGAAAAGAUUCGCAAAAGUCCAUUGACAAUCUGCUUCCCAGAAUAUACAGGCGGUCAAGAGUACAGUGAAGCUGCUGCGUAUAUUCAGGCCCAAUUCGAAGCGAAAAACAAAUCAACCUCGAAAGAAAUCUACUGCCACAUGACGUGUGCCACCGAUACGAACAAUAUACAGUUCGUUUUCGAUGCGGUAACGGAUGUGAUUAUUGCCAACAAUUUGAGAGGCUGCGGUCUGUACUAAACCAAAACCCGAAAACCCAGCAAAUCCAGUGCAAGCAAACUAAACAAGUACCGCAUUGCAUUGCAAAGAUCAUUGUCGGGACGCCAUCACCACCGCUCCAACAACAACUACUACUACUUCGGCCACUAUUAACGCUGCAAAGCUACUAUUAAUUAUUUAAAAUGACAACUCAUCAAAAAACUAACUGCAGAGCGGAGAUUUAAGAAUUUUUAAUUUUUAAUAAUUUGUUUCAAAAAAAUAUCAGCAAAGCAAGACGCGUUUGUAAGCAUUCGAAAAUGGCUUUACAUUUCGGAUGUUUUGGUGACAACCAACACCUAAGUAUGAACUUCUGUGUUUAGUUACAAUGUUUGCCAUUUUGUUUACAAGAUUUUACUAAAUAUUCAAUGAAAUUAUAUUAAACUGCAACAAAUUUAUGUGAUUAUAAUGCAAUGACGACGAUGAUGGUGAGUGAUGGAUAGCUGGUUGAAUGGUUUGUUAAAGCGUUAAUGCCGUUAAAUUGAAGCCGAAAGCUAAAGCAGCAACAACAGCAGCAGUAGCUAUGAGCGGAAGAGCGAAAUGUACAUUUUAGUCAAGAAAAAAUUAAAUAAAACAAAAACAAAACGCACACACACACACAACACACAAAGAGAAACACAUGCAUAAACAUACACAUACACAUACAAAACAAACUUCAUUAAUAAUUAAGCUUAUUAAGAAGAAGAAGAGGAAGAAAAUGGAAAAGCAAACCAAAAUAACAAACAAACAAACUUUAUAAUAAUAUCCAGUAAAAAUUUAACACAAAAAAAAAUUAAUAAAAACAGGCAAAUUUAAGUUCAUAUAGAUACGUUGAUACAAACAUAGAUUAAAAAACAGGUCGUUGUAAUGUAAAAUUAUUUUUUUUCCAAAUCACUGUAAAAAAGCCGAAUGCUUUAGUAUAUGUAUGUACUAUAACUACAUUAGCCACAAACUAAUGAAGUAAGCAAACAAAAAUACAGUGAGAAGUACAUAUACUUGUAAAUCAAAAAUUCGAUUUAGAGCAAAUGCACUACUGGUACUUCUUUCUAUUACAUAGUAGUACAUAGUAGUGUGUAUGUACAUAUGUACUACUAUGAAAACUAUAGUAGGCUGCUAUUUAAAUGAUACAAAAACACAAAUAAAAUGAAAAUUAAAACAGUGACCCGGUCAUACGUUGCAAAACAAAAUCGACAUCAAAGUACAUAGAAACAUUUAUACAUACAUACAUAUUUAAUAACAAAUUGAUUUCCUUUGCAAGUGAGAAUGCUGUUGGCGAACACGCACACUACUACGAGUACAUUCAUACAUUAAUACAUACAUACAUGUUGAAAAAUUAGCACAAACAAGAACGAAACGUACACACAAAUACACAAUUCAUAACUUUAAAUAAUAGUAAUGCUAAAAAGCACAGCACAAAAACCCAUACUAUUUGUGUGCAGUCGUACAUUUCGAUGGUGCUCUGCAAUAACGACACAACUCCAAACUCAAUAAAGCAAAAAUCUCACUACUGUCUCUAAUCCUUGCCUAAUCCAUCAUUGUCUAUUCCUUACUACUUACUUUAGUAAUACUUACUACCUAGUAAGGAUUAGACAGGGACUAGAAACAUCAUGAGCCACUUAACACUAGUAAGUGUGUAUUUUUUUAAGUUUUGAGUUGUAUCGUUUUUGCAGAAUACCAUCGAUUUGCAUGUACGUAAGUGACACAAACAAACUGCUUAUAAAUACUAUUGUUAAUAUUUAUUUUUAUUUUUUUUUUGGAAACCUAAUUUUUGUAUAUCUUUUUAUUUAGCUAUUUAUAUUUAACGGUAGGCUGCGCGCAAUAUUUUUCUUUUUAAUUUCAAGGCAAAAUUUAAUAAAACCAAGCAAAAAUGCAAUUAUUUAAAAAAAAAAAUUUUUUUUUUAGAGACUUAAGAAUUUACGUUUAUACUUUGUAAUUCAUUAGUAGUUCAAUGCCAUUAAAAAAGCGACUCUAAACUGUGGUUAUAGAUUUCUAAAUGAUUAUUUUUUUUUUUCAUUGGCCAAAUUUACGACUUGUCAUCUGAGUUGUGAACAGGGCAAAUUGAAAGUGUUUAAUGUAGUAAACCUUUUUAAGAAAAUUUAAAAAAAUGUUAUGUCUUUUACUUCCGUUUGAUCCUCUCAUGCACGGUCUGAUAAAUUUUAAAAUUGAUUGGUGAAAUUGGGGAUAAGAUUGUUAAAAUUUAAAAUAACGUAAUUUUAUUAGGAAAUUUUGCCAUUUUAAAUUUCAGCAGUCUGAUAAACUAUAAAAUUGAUUGGUUAAACCUGGGCAUCAAUUUUCUAUUCACAUUUUUGGCCACUGUAAAACUUAUUACUUUUCGGUUAUUUAAAAUGAAAUUUUAAUUGUUGAAAGUUCAACUCAAACUCCCGGAAAGUACGCUCUUCAGCUUGACGGUUUAGCGCACGCUUACCUUCUUUCACAAACUUUUUUUGACAACAUUCUUCUAUUUAAACAAUAGCCACGUCAUUUACCGAACUGGCCGUUUUUGUGAAUUUAAAAUUUUCGUCAAGGAACGAGUAGCUCGCAAAGAGUAUGACUGAUAUAAUAAAAACAAAGUUGUAACUUCUUAAAGCUAAUAGCCCAUUUCCACGAAACGCUUAACUGUUGUUAGGUGCCCAAAUAAGUUGCAAGGAAUUUAACAAGCGGUGAUUUUUCUUAAUUUUUUCUUUUUUUCCUUUCGCUUGCUUGUACUUAAUAUGAGCAAUUAGCUCCUUCGAGUUGUAAUCUGAUUUUUCCAAUAGGCAUAAACCCCAGUGAGUGGUGUAAAUGAACCAUAAAAUGCUGUUAUUUGUUUUCUAGAAUUAUAUUUGCAACAAAACUCCCUAGUCGGGUGAGCCCAACAUAAUUUCGUUGCGCAGAAUCGACUUUCAGUUUUUCAUAUAUCUACUACUUCUUUACAUACUACUUUUGUGCAUUUUUUUCAUAUAUGUACAUACAUAUGUACGUAUGCAAGUGUGAAUACGAGUUGUUCCGAGACUGUUGAGUACAUUUUUUGACACUCCUUUGAAUGCUAAAAGAAGUAUUACUUUAAUCGAACUUGCAUUUUUUAGUCGAUAACACAUUUGUCGGAAAACUCAUCCCCUACUACAAUGUUGGAUACUUUUCAACAAAAUUUCUAAAAUUUGCCAAUAAAUCGUUUUCCAUUUUAUAAAAUAAUCUGGAUAUAAAAAUCUCAAAAAAAGAAAAUCAGCCAUGGAUAGUAUUUAUAAUGAAAAUGUUUAGAAAUAUGUAUAUGUAUGCCUGCCUGUAAAGUCUUAACGACUUCGAAAGCCGCAACGUCUGCAAAACCUGGAGCUUCAGCUUUAAGGAGCCUGAGAACAUUUCUAAUUACGACGAAGCGAUUUAAUUGAAACUGUUAGUAUUUUAAACUGCUGUGAAUUAAAGUUAAUUUUUUUUUUUUGAUUUCUGUGUAUUCUUAAAGCACAUUUGCUCGGCGCUUUUCUUCUAAUUGAAAAGCGAUCAGCGGUUUCUAACUUUCAAAUUGUCACAAUUUGAAACCGCUCGACUCAGUGUAAAACAUUUGAAACAAAUUGAAAUUAUUAUUACAGAAUAUUCCGUUUUUUCAUGGUUUCUUAUAUAAGGGCGCACACCAAAAGCCUUUUUUGAAAAUAGAUCGUCGAUAAGGCGAUUAGCAACUUCGACUAACCGCUCACCGUCGAGUAGUUUGAAAAUCCACCAGCAGAAAUUAUUCAAGCAGUGGCAGUUUUUAACAAAAAUUGUAUUCAUUUCAAUACAAGUUUUGUCGCUAAACAUAAUUAUUUAAACACAUAUAAAAAUAAUCUAAUGUUUAUGGAAAGAAAGUGCGUGCAUUUGCAAAAAAAACAAAGUUCGCCAUAUCUCAAAAUCGGAAAAGCAGCUUGUCGAAAAAUCGAAAAUGAGCGAUUAGUCGACUAGUUGUUUAUGGAACAUUAGUUGAAAAAGUC
Rhagoletis pomonella (apple maggot) is the source of this 6119-nucleotide messenger RNA. RefSeq names its product G protein alpha o subunit (gene Galphao). NCBI's taxonomy places the organism in Eukaryota, Metazoa, Arthropoda, Insecta, Diptera, Tephritidae. Gene Ontology annotation, cellular component: heterotrimeric G-protein complex. Gene Ontology annotation, molecular function: GTPase activity; G protein-coupled receptor binding; GTP binding. The record is from RefSeq and is a predicted model, not a curated record. Gene Ontology annotation, biological process: adenylate cyclase-modulating G protein-coupled receptor signaling pathway.